Molecule: messenger RNA, 1940 nt
Organism: Pseudoliparis swirei
Lineage: Eukaryota; Metazoa; Chordata; Actinopteri; Perciformes; Liparidae
Gene: drgx
Product: dorsal root ganglia homeobox
Exons: 7
Coding region: 100-1026 (308 amino acids)
Biological process (GO): regulation of transcription by RNA polymerase II
Molecular function (GO): RNA polymerase II transcription regulatory region sequence-specific DNA binding; DNA-binding transcription factor activity, RNA polymerase II-specific
Source: RefSeq, a predicted model, not a curated record
GUCAGUGGAGUGCAGCAGCCACUUCUCUCCAGAACGGGAAGUGGCUCACAUCAGCAUCCUCACUGCAGGUUCAGUUCCGCCGCCCGGAGACGCGCCAGGAUGUUCUACUUCCACUGUCCGCCUCAGCUGGACGGAGAGUGCUGCCGCUCCAACACUUUGAAUUCAAGUAACUUUGGCAACCACGCCCCGGCCGAUUUUGAUGAUGGAUUUCUACGGAGAAAACAGCGCAGAAACAGAACAACAUUUACUUUGCAACAGCUGGAGGCGUUGGAGGCCGUGUUCGCCCAGACGCACUACCCGGACGUGUUUACCCGGGAGGAGCUGGCCAUGAAGAUCAACCUGACAGAGGCCAGGGUGCAGGUUUGGUUUCAGAAUCGCAGAGCAAAGUGGAGGAAGACGGAGCGAGGGAGCGCAGACUCUGAAGGAGGGAAAGAGCAAAUGAAUGAAGGCACUCCUCAAUCUCACAGCAUCAACUCUCAGUCCCCAGUGGACCACAACAGAAAGCAGAAAGAACCACUGGAGAUGCAGCAGAGUAUCAAUAGGACGGUGGGUCCAAGUGGUCCGUUCUUCCCAUCUUGUAUACCGGGCACUCUCCUCAACUCUGCCACCUAUGCCCAGGCUCUGUCACAGGUCGCCACACUGAAAGGUAAUGGCUUAUGCUCCUGCUGUGUUUCUGACCCCAUGGGAUUGUCCUUCCUGCCGCCGUACGGUUGUCAGGGCAACCGCACGGCCAGCGUAGCCGCCCUGCGCAUGAAGGCCCGUGAGCACUCGGAGGCUGUGCUGCAGUCUGCCAACCUGCUCAGUGCGGCGACCGGGCCCGGUGCCGGCGUGGGACUCCUGUCCGGAGUCGGCAUGGGCGCAGCUGGGAUGGGGAGGCCCCCGGCGGGUCCUGCCAUCGAGGUGGCUGUCGCCGUGGGAAGAGGGGGAGAAAGCGCCAGUCCCAGCCCGGCCACCAAGAUCCCAGUCCUGGGCAGCAGUCCUGACAAACACCCUCACUGCUCCAAGGAACCAAUGGAGAAAAAGUGAAGCGCUGGACAUAAACAUGGAUGUACUGAUACUCUAAAUCUGUGUGAUCGUGCCUGUUAUUACUCCUCUACUCUACUCUGGUCCUAUGAGCAACGAAGCACAACUACUGACUGACUCCACAAACCUGCCUGGGAAAUACUUUAUUGACAUCACAAUGUAUGGAUGCAAACAUUUAAAUAUUUAUUUGUCAGUAAAUUAUUAUUGUUUGUGAGAAAUGAAUAUGUGGGGCCUUGUUAUCCCCAUAAAAGCACAAGUGUGGUUUUGGAUUUCUGUCUUGGUGAACUCUUGGACUCUACGCGAUGGACUAAGAUAGAUACGUGUGUGCAACUAAAUCCUAUUUGAUAAUGUGAAUUCAAGGAAUCCUGAUAGAGUUCCUCUCGCUUUCAUAAAGAGGACAAAUGCUUACAUUGUUAAUGUUAAUGCAUGUAAACUGUAAGUGUCGAUCUGAUGGCAGGACAGUGGGGACUUUGAAGGAUUUUGGCAAUACAAUGUUUAUGCCAUCAGGUCAUUUAUGGGCUCAAACAAUCUCUUAUUCUUUUGAUUUUUAAAGUGAAAGUGCACUUUAAUAUUUAUCAGCCAUUUUUAGUGUAAAUGUGUACAUACAGACAGACAGAGCGGUGGUUGUCCCUUCCACUCUGUUAGCACAUCUGCAGUGCCAGCAGACAGGAACCACACCAGUCCUGUUGUGACAUGUUCUUUAAAACAAUUAAAGAUGUAGUCGCUCAUGUUCCUCUCCUGUUGCCUCGCGCUCCAGCCAUCUGUUCUGAUACAUUAUUUAUCAGUUUUCCCUUGAAGCCGUGAGAGGAGAGCGAUCGUGACUUUUAUUAUUUAUUUACUUUUAGGAACGAUCACCCUCUUCCUCUUUCUCCUCCUCUCUCUCUGAGCAUUUUUUUAAUAAACCCCAUUAAACAUGA